This is a messenger RNA of Arachis stenosperma, 868 nucleotides long. RefSeq names its product ergosterol biosynthetic protein 28. Gene Ontology annotation, cellular component: endoplasmic reticulum; membrane. Gene Ontology annotation, molecular function: protein-macromolecule adaptor activity. Bases 275 to 631 code for a protein of 118 amino acids. Lineage: Eukaryota; Viridiplantae; Streptophyta; Magnoliopsida; Fabales; Fabaceae. The record is from RefSeq and is a predicted model, not a curated record. The transcript is spliced from 4 exons.
CCAGUCUUCCCCUUCAUGUUUGAACCCUAAUCCCUAAUUUCCUAACCAGUGACAACAGUAACGAACGUUUCUAAUUCACAAUCUUGCAUCUUUCACAAACAUCGAUAGAAAUUAUAAUUAGAAAAUGAAGGCGUUAGGAUGGUGGCUGUUAGCAGUUGGCACUCUCCGACUUGCCUCUGUUUGGUUCGGUUUCUUCAACAUUUGGGCUCUCCACCUCGGCGUCUUCUCCAAUACCACCACAAUGUAGAGAGGGGGAUGAAGAAAACUUACCAGGAUGCCGAAUUGGAAUGAAAUUAAUUGUACUUGCCAUUCUUCUAAAGCUUGGUUGAGUGUCUUUACUAGGCGCAAUGACAAUGUGACUGAAGUUCAUGGACGCACAUUUGGAACUUGGACAUUGUUGACCUGCACACUUUGCUAUAUCUGUGCAUUCAACCUUGACAAUAAGCCCAUUUACCUGGCUACUUUCUUAUCAUUUAUCUAUGCUCUUGGUCACUUUGUGACUGAAUACUUUAUUUAUCAAACAAUGCAGAUUCAAAAUCUGUCUGCUGUUGCCUUUUUUGCAGGAACAUCGAUUAUGUGGAUGCUAUUGCAAUGGAAUUCGCAUGGGAGAGUCCACUUGAAGCAUUCUUAGAAAGGAUUAGUGAGCAAAGAGACAAGUCAAGUGAGAUCAUGUGAUUUUUAAGGUUGUUUUGAAUUCUUUGAUGUAUUGUUAGUUAUGAGCAGUAAAGGUAGUUUCACAAUUACUGCUGCUCUCAACAAAAUGCAUCAUAAAUUAAUUGAAAGAGUUUAUUUACUUUGAAAAGACUUGAGAAUGACACAAAUAAAUCAGGCAAAUCCUCUAUUCAAUGAUUUUAAUCUUCCAACCCAA